CUUGGAUCGCCAGCGAACAUUUUUGUUACUUCGCGGCCUGCAGUGCUGCCUUGCCCGCCUUCUCGAGCAUCUAGUCAGACAGGAUUGACGGAAAGCCCUAAAAUUGUUGGCUUCAUGCCUUGCUCACAGCCAGUGUCGUGUCAAUACGGCUAUCAUUGGGCCAAGGGAUCCCCAAAGCUCACCACAUAAGACACCUGGAUUAUAUUAAAUGCCCCUCCUUCUGCCGUCAUCGUCAGUCGGCCACUGCCGACACCGGCCGGCUAGAAAAUCAAAGCCUGAGCUGACAUCCUUUACAACGGCAUCAUGAAUGGGGCAACAUGGCUAGCCGGGGGAUGGCGGUCUGCCUAGUCUUUCUGCAAGCUGCAAUGCCAUCGGACCUAGUCAACACUCGCACUCUCAUUCGUUCAAGCCAUCACAUAAGCUACCUGUCUGAUGGCCAAAAGUGACAUGGGUGUCGCUGAACCUUGUCGAGCCUCGCCGUCCUCGUCUGUCGUCGUCGUCCAACCUCGUCUCUUGGCUGCAGUUGCACUACGCACACUGGGUGGCGUAUGCCUCAUCUUCCGAUUUCGAGUCAACAUUGCGCCUUUGGCUGCCGUGUCGCCAUUCGGCCGAGACUUAAUCAUUCAUCUACACACACCACAGGACUCGUCCUACAUCAGCGUCCUCACCUAUCCCAUCGAGCUCUCCUCCAGCCACUCAAUGAGCUCCAGGUUCUUCCCAACUGCUAGGCUGCAUCUCCAAGAUCGCCUUUCCUCGUAUCACACACUUGGCGUACUCAUCCUCUACACCCUACUCAAGAUCCUCCUCAUGGAUCAGGCCGCGGCCGGUCUGCUGUCCACAUGGCCCAAGACUACUGCAAGCCGCAGUGGAGAUCGCCAACCUCUGUUGGUCGACGAGCAGAGAUGUCAUCUCAUCCUUCGCCCUCUGCUUCCUCUUCUCCUCACCUGUCCGCCUGCAGGCAGACCGGGUAUGCCGGCCACCUGUUCAUGGCCUCAAGAUAUAAGCUUACCCAGCCAUCUCUUCUUUGCCUGAACCUUUUCUCCUUGUUUCUCUAUCCUCUUGCAGCCCUCACCAGUCUCUUUCCAUCUCCCAGCCAACCACUUAUUCGUGGUCUUGAGCUAUCAAGUAACUCGUUCGUUAAGGU
Molecule: messenger RNA, 1144 nt
Organism: Colletotrichum acutatum
Lineage: Eukaryota; Fungi; Ascomycota; Sordariomycetes; Glomerellales; Glomerellaceae
Exons: 1
Coding region: 433-1032 (199 amino acids)
Source: RefSeq, a predicted model, not a curated record